AUGCAGAAUGGCAAACGUGACUUUCAACCACCGCCGCGCACCAGCGGCUGGGAGGUGGAAGGCGACUUUGGUGAGUGGGUCCCCGUCGACCGAACCACAGAGGCGCUCCUGCGAGCAGCCCAGUCUAGGGGAGAGGCGGCGACGGAGGUUGCCUGCGGCGACCGGCGCUACAGCGUGAACUUCCGGAGUGCAGGUGAAGCGGAGCGCGUCAACCUGCAGACCAAGGUCCGCCGCCGCAUGCGGGAUAUGACCUGCACCAAGGAUGCCAGGUCUGACUCCGUGGCAGGGCCCUCGAUGGUGGUGGGCCGUGUGGCGUGUGAUGGGCGUCGUGCGUGUUUAGUGGACCUCUCCGCGCUCCUGCUGACGGCGCCCGCUGCUUGGGGUCAAGACUGUUCGGGCCAUGGAGUGACCUGGGGGCCUGGCAUUGGUCCUCCCCCGGCCGGCUGUGGGAGCGGAGGUACUGGGCCAAGUCCACCCCCAGGAGGCGGAGGUGGUGGAAGUGCCACAUGUCAGAACCCCUCCUGCAGCAGCCCACCGUGCGCGGCACCUCUGUUGGGAGAUGUCGGCUGCACGUCAGUGGCAGGAGCUGAGACCUAUGCUCAUGAGCUAUUGUCAGCUGGUGAUACGAUCAGCAGUGGAGCACACAUCUACGGCCCUUUUGAGGCUGGGUUCACUUCGCAGCAGGACAACAUCAUCCGCACAUGGGGCUGCUCUACUCCUUCAGUUGUUUACGACACGGAAGGUGGAACUGACAUUGGCAUUGCGGAGAGGAAGGUGGCGCAUGCUUGCGGCAUCGAAUUCCCUCGUCUUGAAGGCAACACAUACUUUGGCGUGGUCGGCCCGUGUGGAGGGCACGCCAAUGACUACCACUUCCACAAGAGCUUCAGCUGCUUGUAUGCCCAGUCGGGUGGUCAUUCGACCAAAGUCGGGGAUGUUGCCUCUCACGGCAUCUAUGGCAAGUGGGAAGACUAUGAUUUGAAGAGACUCCCAUUGCUGGAUGCAUGUGGUGCUCACAUUGGCCCGACACCGGACUCAUCAACGCCUGUGUACCACUACCAUGUUCAAGAUCAGGCCCCCUUCACAGUCGGGUGUCAUGGACCCAGCCAGAGUGGUGGUUUGGUGAGUGUCGCUGUGUGCCGAAGUUUGUAUUCGGACUGUGAUGAUGACGGUGGAAGUGGCACCACCAUCACCACCAAGACAGGCAACGUCCAGUACGAUCGCUUCUGCCCGUGCUUUGAUGCCUCUGGCUCCAACAUGGGUGGCAACAUUCAGGAGCUACCGGCUUUGAGCAGCAGCGAGAUCUAUUUCUCUUCUGUCAGCACCGUCAGCACCAGUUCGACUUCCAGCACAAUGGCAACAACUGCAACCACGACAACCACAACCGCAACGACAACAACGACAGCCUCUGCCAAUGGUGAUUUAAGCACUACAACAACCGCAGAGGCCCAGAAAUCAACCACCACUGCCUCACAAGCGACCAACGGUGAUGCAAGCACCACCAGCACUGGAAGCAGUGAGGAUCCAAGCAGCACCAGCAGCACUGCAGUGAAUGCUGGUGGCGCUUCGGCUGGUAGUAGCACCACAGCAUCAUCAAGCACCAUCCCAGACUCGAACGAAGAUUUGCGCACUACUGUGACCAGUGAAGCUUUGAGCAUCAGCAUGAGGAUAUUCUCCGUCCACGCGUGGACCUUCUUUGGAAUCUUCGUUUUGACUUACUGA
This is a messenger RNA of Durusdinium trenchii, 1719 nucleotides long. The record is from the annotation of a GenBank genome assembly. NCBI's taxonomy places the organism in Eukaryota, Dinophyceae, Suessiales, Symbiodiniaceae.